AUGCAACGUGCUGAACAGAUUAUGUUGCAAUCUACUAUUAAACAAGAAUAUGAUCAAUUUAAUGAUGAUAUUGAUGAUGAUGAGCUUUGUAAAGCAUGGGAUGAAUUAUACAAUAGUUCACAGGUACUACAAUCUCAACAAAACAAAUUAAGUAAUAUUGAACAAAAUGAAAAUUUAAUACAAAAUAGUAAUAAUGGUUUAAAACGUAAACGACUUGGUGUAUCAACCACACCGAAUGAAUGUCGUACGAUAAUUAAAAAACAUUGA
Messenger RNA from Rotaria sp. Silwood2, 267 nucleotides. The record is from the annotation of a GenBank genome assembly. NCBI's taxonomy places the organism in Eukaryota, Metazoa, Rotifera, Eurotatoria, Philodinida, Philodinidae.